AUGGCGCGAACAGAGCAGGAGCGCAGUGGAUGCGUCACAGGUUUGUGGUCUCUCUUUCGACCAAAAAAGGCGCACAAGGGCGACAACAAGGUCCACCCGGAAGCCAUGGACGCGGCGGCCUCGAAGCUGAAGGUCCAAGAUCGUGUCUGUGAGGCCGUCUCGGGAGAAGCCAUGGACGCCGCCGCCUUGAAGUUGAAGGAACUCAGGCACGAGCAAGAGCAGGAACAGGAGGAGGAGCAGCGGAUGAAGCCGAUGAAGCAGCAGCUGGAACAAGAGGAGGAGCAGAUGAUCAAGCCGAUCAAGCAGCCUCUGGAACGGGAAGACGAUCAAGAGAAGAUGAAGCAGCAGGAGAAUGACAAGCCCAAGCAGGAGGAGCAGCGACCCAAGCCAAUUCUACUGCCAGCCGGGGGUCGUCGUCCAGGUUCCAGGCCGAAGAUGGUUCGCUUCUCUUCCUCAGCGGAGGACAUUCUUCCCGACGGCACCCGACGGCGGAGUGAAACCCAUCUUAGCGAUGGCCGAGGGGGCUAUGUUGAGUUCGCGUAUCUCGAAGCUUUCCACAAGGCAAACCGGUGGCUAAACCAGAGGGGAAAAACCGAGAAGAAGAUCCGCAGCUUGGAAGAGGAAAAGCGCGAGGAAACAGAAGAGGAGAAGCACGAGGAAAAGUCUUGGAGUGUUAGCGCGCUCCGGAUUCUGAUCAGACUCACCGAGCAGCUUUACGAGGAGCUCAACGGCAAAUCCAGCGACCGAGAGAGGAUCAAGCGAGCGCGGAAGAUGAUGAGGCUCCAGAAAAUGCUGGAUAGGAUCCCGAGUGAGAGGAAACCGUGGAAGAAGCUUCAGUCUGGCGAGGUGGUCUUCGUGAAGGAGGCAAAAGAACUAUAUGAUCGUGCGGGGAGAGAUUUUGUUGCCGAAUUCAAGAGGAGACAGAGAGCUGAAGUGAACGAUGAGUGUUUGUUUUGUCGGAACCAUGAUGGCGAGAAGAUGAUCGGCCGGGCUGGAGCGAACUCUAAGACGACUAGACCCUGGGUUUACCUGAGAAGAGAACACGAGCAAACUGUUCUAAGCACGUCGAAGAAACGAGAGAUGAAGUUGGCUCCGAGCUCGAGAAGUUGGCUGCAAGGAUUGGUCAACUGGAGGCCAGUGCUCGGACUCUAGCAUCGGAGAAGCCAACUCUCAAGAGUCAAAUCCAGAAGUUGGAUCUCCAAGCAAGUUGAGCAGCACAGGAGGAGGCCACUAAAGCUAUAGACCAGUUAAGUCGAGAGAAGAUCGACCUUCUCGAGGACUCGACUCCAAAGAUUUGCAACUGUCCAAGACGUGAAAGCAGUGCGUGACAACCGUGUCUCAGGGCUCCAGGCGGAGAAGUCCAUCACACUUCAGGCGUCUAAACAGGCCAGCGACCAGCCUCCACACUCUUCUAAGUCAAGAGAAGAUCAAUGGAUCAAGUUUGACUACACUCUACAGUGUCUGGAGCAAGGAGGGAUCUAUCUUAUCAGCUUUCCAGUCGACGGAG
Molecule: messenger RNA, 1507 nt
Organism: Selaginella moellendorffii
Lineage: Eukaryota; Viridiplantae; Streptophyta; Lycopodiopsida; Selaginellales; Selaginellaceae
Product: cilia- and flagella-associated protein 251
Exons: 4
Coding region: 1-1152 (383 amino acids)
Source: RefSeq, a predicted model, not a curated record